UGUCAGCUCCACCAGCUCUCUGCGCUUGCGCUCUCAUGCCUCCAGAUUUUCCUUUUCCGGGUCCUAACUGGGUUUACCGGGCGCAUGCGCCACUGCAGGCUGGCGGCUCGCGGUUUCUUCUUCCGGCCUUCCCGUUGGGCCGGCACCGGCAGAAGCGGGACGAACGCAGGUCCCCAAGCGAGUAACCUACGACCCCGGAAGUGGACUUCAGGGUCCCGGGGCUUUCCCCGGUCGGGAGCCAAGGGAGUCGUUGCCUGCACUCCGGGAGCACCUACCCCACGCCCACCUCUGGAUGCCGCCGACGGGUGCUCGAUCUGUGUCCCGCGCCUGCCUGCUGGUUCGGCACCCCGGAGCAGUUCUGGGCCAGGGGUGGGGGCCCAGACCCCGCCCCUGAUGCAGCCCCACCCCCGUGCCCGGGCCGCACACCGCUGACUGCUCCGGCCGGCCCCGCCCCCUGCCCGCACCCUCGCCUCGCCGAUCCCCUCCCCCUCUGGGGGAGGCCAUGGCGUGAGGGCGAGACCGAGCCCCGGGGCCUUCGGGCGCCAGGCGGGGCAUGGACCGGGGGCCGCCCCCAUGAGGGUCCCGGCAGGGGGGCGCGCGCAGCAGCGGCAGGGCCAUGGGGUCUCAGGUGUUGCAGAUCCUGCGCCAGGGGGUGUGGGCCUCGCUCACCGGCGGUUGGUUCUUCGACCCGCAUCAGAGCACCUUCUCCAACUGCUUUCACCUCUAUGUCUGGAUCUUCCUGCUCACCUUUCCCUUCUUGCUGUACAUGGUCCUGCCCCCCAGCUUGAUGGUGGCUGGCGUGUACUGCCUCGUGGUUGCUAUCAUCUUCACUACCAUCAAGACUGUGAACUAUCGACUGCAUGCCAUGUUCGACCAGGGAGAGAUUGUGGAGAAGCGCAACUCGACCAUGGGGGAGCAGGAAGAAGAGCCUGCCCAGGGGGACAGCAGUCUGCCCAGGGACCCAGGUGUGGAGAUGACUGUGUUUCGGAAAGUGAGUUCCACACCCCCAGUGCGCUGCAGUUCUCAGCAUUCCGUGUUUGGCUUCAACCAGGUCUCGGAAUUAUUGCCCCGGAUGGAAGACUCUGGACCCCUCAGGGAUAUCAAGGAGCUGGUGCGGGAGCAGGGCAGCAACAAUGUGAUCGUGACCUCUGCCGAUCGAGAGAUGCUGAAGCUCAGUUCACAGGAAAAAUUAAUUGGAGACCUUCCCCAGACACCCCCAGGAGCUGUCCCAGACCCCUCUCUCCCCAGCACAGACUCUUCAGAACGUUCUCCCCUGGCUGGAGAUGGAGCUCCUUGGGGUGGGAGCAGCAUGGUUGACACUCCCAUGAGCCCCUUACUGAAGGGGAGCCUUAGCCAGGAGCUAAGCAAGAGCUUUCUGACCCUGACCCGGCCUGACCGGGCUCUGGUGAGGACCAGCAGUCGAAGGGAACAACACCGAGGAGCCAGCGGCUACCAGCCCCUGGAUCGGCGGGGCUCAGGUGAGCCCACACCCCAGAAAGCUGGCUCAUCAGACUCCUGCUUCAGUGGCACUGACAGGGAAACGUUGAGCAGCUUCAAGAGCGAGAAGACCAACUCAACGCACCUGGACAGCCCCCCUGGUGGACAAGCCCCUGAGGGCAGUGACACAGAUCCUCCCUCUGAGGCUGAGCUGCCUGCCUCACCUGAUGCUGGCGUCCCCUCAGAUGAUACACUGCGUUCCUUUGACACAGUCAUUGGAGCAGGGACACCACCAGGCCCAGUCGAGCCACUCCUGGUUGUACGGCCUAAGGACUUGGCCCUACUACGGCCUAGCAAACGGCGGCCACCCAUGCGAAGACACUCUCCACCUGGCCGUGCUCCUCGACGGUCCCUGCUUGAGGGCGGGGGCUUCUUCGAGGAUGAAGACACCAGUGAGGGCAGCGAACUGAGCCCGGCCUCCAGUCUCCGAUCACAGCGGCGCUACAGUACUGAUAGCUCCUCAUCUACUUCUUGCUACUCCCCUGAGAGCUCCCAGGGUGCAGCAGGGGGGCCUCGGAAGCGGCGGGCCCCUCAUGGAGCUGAGGAGGGGACUGCUGUGCCCCCCAAAAGGCCCUAUGGGACCCAGCGGACGCCCAGUACAGCCAGUGCUAAAACACAUGCUCGUGUGCUAAGCAUGGAUGGGGCAGGGGGUGAUGUCUUAAGGGCUCCCCUGGCCGGCUGCAAGGCUGAGCUGGAGGCCCAGGUGGGAGUGGAGCUCGCUGCUGGGGAUCCUGCUGUGCUGACUGCUGAGGCCCGCAGUGGGCCUGCUGCCAACCAGCCAGGCUGGCGGGGGGAGCUGCCUGAGGAAGGUGCUGUUGGUGGAGCUCUGUUCAAGCCUCUGUCACUUAUGCUCGGGGCCUCUCUCUGGACAGCGACUGAGGAGACAGGCAAGCGGGACCGCUCAAGCAGUGUGAGGCGGACCCAAGCAAUCCGGAGGCGCCACAACGCAGGCAGCAACCCCACCCCACCGGCCUCUGUCAUGGGCUCGCCACCCAGCAGCCUGCAGGAGGCUCAGCGGGGCCGGGCUGCCUCCCACUCCCGGGCGCUGACGCUGCCCUCCGCCCUGCACUUCGCCUCUUCACUACUGCUGACCCGGGCUGGCACCAACGUGCACGAGGCCUGUACUUUUGACGACACCUCUGAGGGUGCCGUGCACUAUUUCUACGACGAGAGUGGUGUGCGACGUUCCUAUACCUUCGGCCUGGCUGGAGGUGGCUAUGAGAAUCCAGUGGGGCAGCAGGGGGAGCAGGCGGCCAAUGGAGCAUGGGACCGCCACUCACAUUCCUCCAGCUUCCACUCAGCUGAUGUUCCUGAGGCAACAGGAGGCUUGAACUUGCUGCAGCCGAGGCCUGUGGUUCUUCAGGGUAUGCAGGUGCGCCGGGUGCCGCUGGAGAUCCCAGAGUUUGACCUGCUGGACCAGGACUCCCUGCACGAAUCCCAGGAGCAGACACUGAUGGAGGAGGCGCCACCCCGUGCCCAGCAUAGCUACAAGUACUGGCUCUUUCCUGGCCGCUGGACCUCUGUGCGCUAUGAGCGGCUUGCCCUGCUGGCUCUCCUGGACCGGACGCGGGGGGUGGUCGAGAACAUCUUCGGCGUUGGGCUGAGCAGCCUGGUUGCUUUCCUGGGCUACCUGUUGCUGCUCAAGGGCUUCUUCACUGACAUCUGGGUCUUCCAGUUCUGCCUGGUCAUCGCCUCCUGUCAGUACUCCUUGCUCAAGAGUGUGCAGCCUGAUGCGGCAUCUCCCAUGCACGGCCACAACUGGGUGAUCGCAUACAGCCGGCCCGUCUACUUCUGCAUCUGCUGCCUGCUCAUCUGGCUGCUGGAUGCCCUGGGCUCAGCACAGCCCUUCCCGCCCGUCUCCCUCUAUGGCCUCACACUCUUCUCUGCCUCUUUCUUCUUCUGUGCCCGAGAUGUGGCCACUGUGUUCACCUUAUGCUUCCCUUUCGUCUUCCUCCUGGGCCUCCUACCCCAGGUCAACACCUGCCUCAUGUACCUGCUGGAGCAGAUAGAUAUGCAUGGCUUUGGGGGCACAGCUGCCACCAGCCCGCUCACUGCAGUCUUCAGUCUUGCUCGUAGCCUUCUGGCUGCUGCCCUUCUCUACGGCUUCUGCCUCGGGGCCAUCAAGACUCCUUGGCCAGAGCAGCACGUCCCUGUCCUCUUCUCAGUCUUCUGUGGCCUCCUGGUGGCGCUGUCCUACCAUCUGAGCCGGCAGAGCAGCGACCCCACUGUGCUCUGGUCCCUGGUACGGAGCAAGCUCUUCCCUGAGCUAGAGGAGCGGAGCCUGGAGACGGCCCGAGCUGAGCCCCCAGACCCGCUACCAGAAAAAAUGCGCCAGUCUGUGCGUGAGGUCCUGCACUCCGACCUGGUGAUGUGUGUGGUGAUUGCUGUGCUCACCUUCGCCAUCAGCGCCAGCACCGUCUUCAUUGCCCUAAAGUCGGUGCUGGGUUUUGUAUUGUACGCGCUGGCCGGGGCAGUGGGAUUCUUCACACACUACCUGCUGCCACAGCUGCGCAAGCAGCUGCCCUGGUUCUGCCUCUCACAGCCCGUGCUGAAGCCAUUGGAAUACAGCCAGUAUGAAGUGCGCGGCGCUGCCCAAGUGAUGUGGUUUGAGAAACUGUAUGCUGGCCUGCAGUGUGUCGAGAAGUAUCUCAUCUACCCUGCCGUGGUGCUCAAUGCUCUCACAGUGGAUGCCCACACUGUUGUCAGCCACCCGGACAAAUUCUGCCUCUACUGCCGGGCACUGCUGAUGACUGUGGCUGGUCUGAAGUUGUUACGCUCGGCCUUUUGCUGCCCACCUCAGCAGUACCUGACCUUGGCCUUCACAGUCCUGCUCUUCCACUUUGACUACCCACGCCUCUCCCAGGGCUUUCUGCUGGACUACUUCCUCAUGUCCCUGCUCUGCAGCAAACUGUGGGACCUGCUGUACAAGCUGCGUUUUGUGCUGACCUACAUCGCUCCCUGGCAAAUCACCUGGGGCUCGGCCUUCCACGCCUUUGCCCAGCCCUUCGCAGUGCCACACUCGGCCAUGCUGUUUGUCCAGGCCCUGCUCUCAGGGCUCUUCUCCACACCCCUCAAUCCUCUACUGGGCAGUGCGGUGUUCAUCAUGUCUUAUGCAAGGCCUCUCAAGUUUUGGGAGCGUGACUACAACACUAAGCGUGUGGAUCAUUCCAACACCCGCCUGGUGACGCAGCUGGACCGGAACCCUGGCGCUGAUGACAACAACCUCAAUUCCAUCUUCUAUGAGCACUUGACGCGCUCACUGCAGCACACGCUGUGUGGGGACCUGGUGCUGGGCCGCUGGGGCAACUAUGGCCCUGGUGACUGCUUCGUCCUGGCUUCCGACUACCUCAAUGCACUAGUGCACCUCAUCGAGGUUGGCAAUGGCUUUGUCACCUUCCAGCUGCGUGGCCUUGAGUUCCGGGGCACGUACUGCCAGCAGCGUGAGGUGGAGGCCAUCACCGAAGGUGUAGAGGAGGAUGAGGGCUGCUGCUGCUGUGAGCCUGGCCAUUUGCCACGGGUCCUGUCCUUCAAUGCUGCCUUUGGGCAGCGCUGGCUGGCCUGGGAGGUGACGGCCAGUAAGUACGUGCUGGAGGGCUACAGCAUUAGCGACAACAACGCCGCCUCCAUGCUGCAGGUCUUUGACCUCCGCAAGAUUCUCAUCACCUACUAUGUCAAGAGCAUCAUCUACUAUGUGAGCCGCUCCCCAAAGCUGGAGGCCUGGCUGAGCCACGAGGGCAUCGCAGCUGCUUUGCGGCCCGUUAGAGCCCCCGGCUAUGCCGACUCAGAUCCCACCUUUUCGCUGAGUGUGGAUGAGGACUAUGACCUUCGCCUUUCCGGCCUCUCGCUGCCUUCCUUCUGUGCUGUGCACCUCGAGUGGAUCCAGUACUGCGCCUCCCGGCGUGGCCAGCCCGUGGACCAGGACUGGAACUCGCCGCUGGUCACGCUGUGUUUUGGCCUGUGUGUACUGGGCCGCCGAGCCCUGGGGACAGCCUCUCACAGCAUGUCUGCCAGCCUGGAGCCCUUCCUCUAUGGCCUACACGCUCUGUUCAAGGGGGACUUUCGCAUCACCUCCCCACGUGAUGAGUGGGUCUUUGCCGACAUGGACCUGCUUCACCGUGUAGUGGCACCUGGGGUUCGCAUGGCUCUCAAGCUUCACCAGGACCACUUCACAUCCCCAGAUGAAUAUGAGGAACCUGCGGCCUUGUAUGAUGCCAUUGCAGCCAACGAGGAGCGGCUGGUCAUUUCACAUGAAGGUGACCCAGCCUGGCGUAGUGCCAUCCUCAGCAACACACCCUCCCUGCUGGCACUGCGCCACGUCAUGGACGAUGCAUCUGAUGAGUACAAGAUCAUCAUGCUAAACCGCCGCCACCUCAGCUUCCGAGUCAUCAAGGUGAAUCGCGAGUGCGUGCGUGGCCUGUGGGCUGGGCAGCAGCAGGAGUUGGUGUUCCUGCGUAACCGCAACCCUGAGCGUGGCAGCAUCCAGAACGCCAAGCAGGCACUCCGCAACAUGAUCAAUUCCUCCUGUGACCAGCCACUGGGCUACCCCAUCUAUGUGUCACCCCUCACCACCUCACUGGCUGGCAGCCACCCCCAGCUGCGAGCGCUGUGGGGCGGCCCCAUCAGCCUGGGUGCCAUCACCCGCUGGCUCCUGCGCAGCUGGGAGAGGCUUCAUAAGGGCUGUGGUGCUGGCUGCAAUAGCGGUGGGAAUGUGGAUGACUCGGACUGUGGUGGGGGCAGCGGCCUGACUUCCCUCAGUGCUAAUCCCCCCUUGGCACACCCGACGCCUGAGAAUACAGCAGGCAGUGGCGACCAACCCCUCCCACCAGGCCCUGGCUGGGGGCCGCGGCCUUCCCUGAGCAGCUCUGGUGAUGGACGUCCCCCUGCUCUAUUGCAGUGGCCUCCCCCUCGGCUCCCUGGUCCACCCCCUGCCUCACCUGUUCCCACUGAGGGUCCCCGGUCCUCGCGGCCCCCUGGUCCUGGUCUCGGUUCUGAGGGGCCCAGUGGAAAGUGGAGCCUGGGGGGUCGGAAGGGUCUGGGAGGAUCUGAUGGAGAACCAGCCUCAGGGAGCCCCAAAGGAGGCACCCCCAAAUCUCAGGUGCCUCUAGACCUCAGCCUCAGCCCGGAUGGCAGCUCUGAGGCCUCACCCCCCAGAGCAGCACAGGAUAUUUCUUGCUUGGACAGCAGUGCUCCCGAGAGUGGCACACCCACUGAGGCCCCAGCUGACUGGCCUGUCCCUGCUGAGGAACGCGAAAGUCCGGCUGCCCAGCCAUUGCUGGAGCACCAAUACUGAGCAGCCUGGCGUCCACUGGAUCCCAUCAUAGGACUCAGUAACUUGGACUUCCUCUGCUGCCUCUGGCCCUCUCUGUUGGACCACAGAACUGAGUGGCUUUGGCUCCCACAUCUGAACCCUGACCUCUGGCUGCCUCAGCCAAAGUACCAGAACUGAAUGGCCUGGACCUCUGACCUUGACCCCUGAUCUCAUUCCUAAUUUACGGCCUGGGUACCCCAAACUGAGGCAGUCAGCUUCCCAGCCAGGCCCUAAAAGCCAAACCCAUGGGCUGGUCCCGCUUUGAGCCCAUGGCCAGGACUGACUUGGUCCCUGGGCCUGCACUGCCUGCAAGGGUGGUCCCCUUGUCCUGGACCUGGGGCUUGAAAUGUGGCAAGGGUUGUUUCUUCUUUUUUUUUUUUUUUGGUCAUUUUUUUUUUCGUGCUUCAGAGACACCAGAAUUAAUAACACUAUUUUUGAUUUUGAU
Messenger RNA from Marmota monax (woodchuck), 7250 nucleotides. It is a transcript of the gene Pcnx3, whose product is annotated as pecanex 3. NCBI's taxonomy places the organism in Eukaryota, Metazoa, Chordata, Mammalia, Rodentia, Sciuridae. Gene Ontology annotation, cellular component: membrane. The record is from RefSeq and is a predicted model, not a curated record. The transcript is spliced from 35 exons. The coding region runs from base 617 to 6787 and encodes 2056 amino acids.